GCUGUCAAAGUUCGAACGUGGUUUUUCGAAUGUCUAGUUAUUUGAAUUGAGUGGUGUUUAAGAAAGCGCCUUAACUAGUGUAACAAGGCUACUAAUAAUUACACAGUUAGUCCCUGUUUAUAAAUCCACUCCUCGGUUUCUAAUCAGAAUAGUAAAUUUUGUUAUAGAAAAGCUUGUCCGCAGACUACCUAAAUCCUGUGAAAUUCUCCGGUGCACACAGUCGUUGUAAGACGGUAACGAUUAGAUUAAUCCGACGAACGGCGUUUUGACAUUUAAGAUGUCGAAUUCAGACGAAAGCGGCGAAAACGUGAAUGCACUCACGGAAGGACUAACGGCCUUAUUGACACCCUGCAUUGCGCAGCUCGAACAUCAAGUUUCAGAAACACAGAAAUCACAGCAACUCCUCGGAGAACAAAUCGAUGCUCUAUCAGUGGAGCUUCGAAGAAUCACAGAUUGUACAAGAGCCUCGCCAUUACUCGAUUCAUACAUCAAGAAGUUACUCGUGGCAAAGCGAAAAAUUAUCGUUGUCAACUCGGUUCUUCAAGCGACUCAAGAGAGGGCGUAUAAGUUGCAAGAGAAUAUUCGAAGAAACACAGCUAAAUAUCAAGUUCAGCUAGAAACGGGUGCUUUGUAGUUGGCCUCUCGAUAUAAUUAAGCAAACGAAAAUAAAACGCAAACAAAUGUCUUAUAACGAAGAAAUGGCGUUCCGUUUGCUCAAAAAAAUUGUCAUUUAGCUGUGACUCGGCCAAGCUUACAUGAACAUGGGACUCCUAUUGCUACGCCGUUGUGUUCACAGUGGCAUUGUCGCUAGUACAGUGUCGUCACUGUACUAUAGGUUGAAGAUAACCCGUAGUAAAAAAUAACAACUUGACCGCCCGAUAGAAACGCACGAUCAAAUCCUAUAAUUCUGUAACCCUAUUAUCAAAUACUAUAAAAUAAUUGAUUUUGCGGAGAACUCGUUUUUUAUAUUCGUAAAAUUUGUUAGUGCCAUCAGCUAUAAACAGACUCUGAUGCAUACAAAAAAUAUAAUGACGUCCGUGAUUUAUGCUGUAUGAAGCUGUGUUUGAAUACUGUUCUUCCCCGUAAGUAGAUAUUUGGUUUCUUUGCAGUCCGUAACCACGAUAUUUACCAGGCAGUUCGCACUGUCAUGUGAUUACAUGUUCCUUUACGAAAAACUAGCUAAAUGCUUCUGUUCGAAAGUAGUGUUUACAGCUUUAAUCUCGCUUCGUGACAUUGAUUUCCUGUAUGGCAACGGUAGCUGUCAAAGGGCUAAGUUUUUCAUUAUAACAUCGCAUAGACGACGUAGACUACGUGCGAUAGUCUAGCCCAAUAGCACAAGAACAUAGGUCACAUCUGUGUCGCCGGCUUCGAGGAUGGUCGCCGAACAUCACGCAUACUGCGUGAAUGUGGAUGAAGACUAAUAAACAUCGCGUGAUAUUUCGCCGUAUAUAUGAGUUUGGCGAGUGGCGAACCUCUUUUAACCUAUUGCGCCCUGCUUUAAUACAACGAAACCAAAAACCAAAAGUCCAGUAGAACCGGUACCAAAUACUUGCUACUACGAAUGAGCACAUUUGAACGCGUUAUCAACAAACGUGUCUGUUAACAUCAGAGAGGACCACAAGAACAAGUAUAUAUAUAUAUAUAUAUAUAUAUAUAUUGA
Messenger RNA from Varroa destructor (honeybee mite), 1660 nucleotides. It is a transcript of the gene Snapin, whose product is annotated as SNAP associated protein. The record is from RefSeq and is a predicted model, not a curated record. Lineage: Eukaryota; Metazoa; Arthropoda; Arachnida; Mesostigmata; Varroidae. Gene Ontology annotation, cellular component: BORC complex; synaptic vesicle; BLOC-1 complex. Gene Ontology annotation, molecular function: SNARE binding. Gene Ontology annotation, biological process: synaptic vesicle exocytosis; lysosome localization; intracellular protein transport.